GUCAAUUUUCUUCACAGCUUUCCCGGCAAAACCAUGCAUGAGCUGCGCUUGAUCUGGCAUGCCGUUUAGAUAAUCGUUACUUUCCGCUGAAGGCGGGCUAAGGAGGCAAACCGAGAUGCAAAUGUUGUCAGCGCACACUUGAGCUCCUGCUGAAUCGGUAUCAUCCAGAGAUCAUGGAGUCAGGGCAUGCUGCCGAGCAGGACGCAGAGAUAGUGGACCCUGUCUCUGCAGAGGACCUUGCUCCCGACAAGGACGCCAGCGUGAAGAAGGACAAGAAGUCUAAGGAGAAGAAGGAAAAGAAGGAGAAGAAAGAAAAGAAAUCCAGAAAGGAGCGGAAGAGCAAGGGCGAUGGCGUGGAGGAGGGAGAGGUUGGCGUGGACCAGACUGCUGGCGGGAACGACGCCGGCGCAGCGGCGGCCAACGGCGGGGAGGUGGGAGGGGACAAGGAGCAUCACAGACGUGAAGGCGGGGACGACGGGGGCAGGAGGCACCGGCGCCACCGCAGCCCGGCAGAUGCGAAUGAACGCAGCGGCGAGUUGGGCCGGCACGGCGGCAGCAGGAGCCGCAGCCCGCGCCGGAGCCGGGAGCACGAUCGCGACCGGGAGCGCGACCGGGAGCGCGAGCGUGAGAAAGACCGGGGUCGGGAGAAGGAGCGUGGCAAGGAGCGGGAGCGGGACAAGGACCGCAAGCGCAGCAGCCGCAGCACCAGCCGCAGCCCAGGCCGAGACCCCGAGCGAGACCGCGAGCGCGAACGUAAGCGUGAGCGUGAGCGGGAGUCUGUUCGUGAGAAGGAGGCACGGCCGCGUAGCCGGGAGCGGGACCGCGAAAAGGAUUGUGAUCGUGAUCGGGAGCGGGACAGGGGCCGGCAGCACGAGUCCGACCGCGCCGCCGCCAAGCGCCGCAGUCGCAGCCGCAGCAAGACCCGCGGCCGCGACGGCAGCGGAAAGCACCGUGAGCGGGACAAGGAGCGGGACAAGGGGCGGGAGCGGGACCGCAGCCGGGGCCGCGGCGGCCGCAGCCCCGACAGCAAGAAGCGGAGAAGCGGCGGCGAUAAGCGCAGCAGCCGGGACGCCAGCCCCAAGGGCGCAGGGGACGAGGGCGCCGGCAAGUCUGGCGACGUGGACAUGGCGGAGGCGGCGGCUCAGGGGGCUGGCGGGGACGCGUCAACGGUGGAGGGUGCGGCUGCGGAGGUGGCUGUUGCCGAGCCAGUAAAGGAGGAGCCUGCGUUGCAGCCGAAGCCUGCGCCGGAGCCUGAGGAGAAGCCGAUCAGGGUGGGCAACUGGCUGAUAGCGCCGCCGGCGAAGCCGCCGCCGCCGCCGCCGCCGCCACCUCCACAGCCGGAAGCCGAGCCCGCAACAGCGGAGGCUGCGGGUGGGCAAGAGGGCGACGCGGCCGCAGGCGCUGAGCAGGCAGCAGCUGGGGAGGCGCACCACGCGGCCGAUGAGGCGGGCACGGUGCCGAACGGGGAUGCAGCGGCAGCGGCAGCGUCUGCUGCUGCAGCCGCUGCGGCCGCGGCGGCAGCGGCAGGCGGUGACGCUGCCGCCAUUGCCGCGGCAGAGGCCGCGGCACUGGCCGAGGUGGAGGCCGCCGCCGCGGCCGCCGCGGCGGGCGCAGCCAAGCGUAACCGCUGGUCCAAGCCCGCGCAGGCGCCGCCGACUGCGCCCAUCAGCCUCGCCUCCGCCUCUGCUUCUGCUUCUGCCGCCGUAAAUCUGGAUGUGGUGGAUCUCAGCAGCCUGUCCAACACGGAGCUGCAGCAGCAGAUCGAGCUGCUGAGGCAGGAGGCCAUCAAUCGCAGCCGCGCAGCCGGCGCCGCUGGCGCGCUUGGCGUUGGCGCGGCUGCCGGGGUGGGCGUGGGCGUGGGCGCGGCACUGGGCCUGCCGCUGGGGCUGGUGCCGGGCGAGCUGCCGCUCACCAGCAAGACCAAGGAGGCGCAGCGCAAGGAGCGGCAGCGGCGGCUGCAGGAGGAGCUGCGGCGGCGGCAGACCGAGGCGGCGGCGCAGCCGGUGACGGUGCAUGCGCUGUUCGAUGCGGGGCCGGUGCAGGCGGCGGCGCUGGACGCGGCGGCGGCGCAGCGGCUGACCGUGGCCAAGGCCACCGCGGCGGCGGCGGCGGCGGGACAGCCGGUGGCCCAGGCAGCCAUCGCCGCCGCGGUACUCGCGCAGGAGGCGGCGGCCGCCGCGGCAGCGGCGUCAGCGGCACCCGCAGACAGCGGCGCGGGUGCGGUUGGCGAGGCUGGUGGCGGCGAGGAGGGCGAGGACAAGAAGAAGGGCUUCAUGCUGAUCCGGAAGAACAAGGGGCUGCUGCCGGCGCGGCGGGCGGUGUUCAACCCCGCCACCAAGACGCAGGCGGCAGUGGCGGCCAAGGCGGCGGAGGAGGAGGCUUCCAAGGCGGCCCUCAUCGCAGCUGCCGCAGCAGCCAAGGGCGGCUCCGGCUCGUCUGACGCGGGCUUUCUGGAGUCCAUGGUUGAAGAGUUCAUGGCGGCCAGCCGGGCGGCGGACAGGGGCAGGCAGGUGGGGCAGGGGCAGGAGGCAGGAGGCAAGGGCGCCAAGGGCGAGGAGGAGGAGAAGGAGUAUGAGAUCGGGAUCGAUGAGGAGGACGACGCGGACGCGCCGCCGCCGCCGCCCCCGCCCCCGCCGCCGGCUGGAGGCCCGCCGCCCGCGCACAUGGCACCAUGGAAGCAGCCGCAGCAACACCAGCCGGCGCCGCAACAGCAACACCCGCAGCACCAGCAGCAACCGCAACAACAGCAGCAACAGCCGCCGCCGCAGCAGCAGCCCGGAGCCUUUCCUGCUUUUCCUGGGUACCCGCCGCAACACCAGCCGCCGCCGUACCCGGGGGCGCCGCCGCCAGGAAUGCCGCCGCACCUCCAGCCGCCACCGUACGGGAUGAUGCCGCCACCCGGCAUGCCGCCGCCGCAAUUUCCCCCUCCCAACUUUGGACAGCCGCCGCCGCGACCGCCCAUGAUGGCCCCGCCCGUGCCUCCCCCGGGGCCACCGCCGCCGUGGAUGACUGGGCAAGCCCAGUCCGGGCCAGCCGCGGGGCCCAUGCAGGGCCCCCCGCCGCCGUACGGUGCCAUGGGUGCGCGGCCGCCAAUGAUGGGCAUGGGGCCGCCACCGCCGCCGCCACCACGCCAGCCGGCGCCACCGGGGAUGGAGAGCGCCGGCAGCGGCCCGCAACAGCUGCAGCCUCCGCAGCACAUGCAGGUGCAGCAAGGACCACACCCAGGGCCUCAAGGCUUUGCGCCACCGCCGCAACAGGGGAUGAUGCACCAGCAGCAGCACCAGCAGCACCAGCAGCACCAGCAGCACCAGCAGCACCAGCAGCACCAGCAGCAGCACCAGCACCAGCACCAGCAGCAGCACCAGCAGCAACACCAGCAGCAGCAGCAGCCGCCGCAUAUGGGCAGCGGGGGCGGCGCGAUGCCGCCGCCACCACCGUGGGCAACUGCGGGUGGCGGGGGACCAGGGCCUCAGGGGCCACCGCCGCCGCCGUUGCAGCCACCACAGCAUCAGCAUGUGCAGCAUUACCAGCAACAGCAACAGCAGCAACAACAACAGCACCACCAGCAACAGCAGCAACACCAGCAGCAGCAUACGGCAGGCCCAGGUCCCAUGGGCAUGCAAGGGCCCCCUGGACCGGGGCAGGGCCAGCAGCAUCCGCAGCAGCAACAGCAAGACCCAGAUGCGCACAUGAGGCCGCCCGGGGGCAUGGGGCCAGGCGGCCCUGGUGGACCCAUUGGCCCGCCGCCCCCCUUUAUGCCGCCGCCAGGCGGUCUUCAGCUGAGCGGCGGCGGCCGCGGCGGCGCGCCGCAGGGGCAGUCGGGGCCCAUGGGGCCAGGGCCUAUGGGGCCUGGCGGCGGCGGGCCGGGGGGCUUGAUGCCGCCGCCGCCACCGCCGCCGCCUCCGGGAAUGCGAAUUGAGUUGCCGAACGGCGGGCUGGGCGGCAUGGACAUGGGCCCGCCGCCGCCCCCUGCGGGGCCAGGCCAAGUGCCGACAGGCGGCGGCAACGGCGGUGGCAUGGGCCCAGGCUUGGCGCCGGGUCCCGGGCCCGGGCCGCAGGCGCACGGCAGUGGCGAUUUCGGCGCCCAGAUGCAGCAGCAGCAGCACCCACCACCGCCGCCGCCGCCGUUGCAAGGCUUUGCGCCGCAGGUGGAGCAGAUGGCAGCGAUGCGGCCGCCGCCUCCGCCGCCGCCCCCGCGUUAAAUCGGCGGUUGCUGCCAUGGUGACCGAAGAUGCCUACAUGUGUCGCGUUGGCGGACAGGCUAAGGGCAAUUUUGUGGGAUUAUAUGGAUUUAGCAAGGAAGCGGCAGGGCGCGCGGGGCUAUACGUUGCGACUGCAAUCAUGGUGAUGACCGCUGCUAAUGGUAGAGCAGAGUUGGAGAGCUAUCCGAAAGAGAGUGCGCUUGGGAGUCAUGGAUGCGAGGGAGAUAUGCACCAUUGCCAUCAGCUGAUUGAGGCCGGGCCAAGCUGCGAGGUGCUGCGGAAAAGAUCUGUGCUGCCGUGCUGGUGCUUCUUGUACGGUUGUGCUCGUGAAUGUGCCCACGCGCUCGUAGGCCUGCCGGCCCGGCCAAGCUACAAAUCUGUGCGGGUGUUCUGCUUGGGGAGAUGAACCGGUGACCAGCUGUUUCAGCGCUGAGCCAUGCUUUCCAUUGCCGAACCAUGCAGCCCGCUACAUGCUCGGACACAUAGCAUCAAACACGCAGAGCCUGUCUCAGGGGGGCCGUUUUGUGGACUGGAAGUACAAUACAGCACAGGCUUGAUCGUGUGAACGAGGCGUGCCCCUGGGUUGAAGACUUGCAGUGGUUUCAUCUCUUUCCUAAGGGAAAA
Chlamydomonas reinhardtii is the source of this 4826-nucleotide messenger RNA. RefSeq lists its product as uncharacterized. The coding region runs from base 174 to 4202 and encodes 1342 amino acids. The record is from RefSeq and is a predicted model, not a curated record. Lineage: Eukaryota; Viridiplantae; Chlorophyta; Chlorophyceae; Chlamydomonadales; Chlamydomonadaceae. The transcript has 4 exons.